AUGUCUGUAAGAUCAAAGGUUGCAGAGCUGCUCGCUCUGCGGGACUCUGUGUCGGAGUCGGCGGUGUCGCUCGACAAGUUCGCAGACGAAGACGCUGUCAGAGUCAACCUUAAUCUUUCACAACUUUGUUCUCCCUCUCAAACACACAUUUCGCAACAAUCCGCAUCGCAGAAAAAAAUGUGGACUACACCUAGCAGCUCUAGCAAGAGCGAUGUUCUGGGCCCCAGCCCGAACUUCUCGACGCCGACGCGCAGGGAACGUCGGGGUACCAACGUCUACUCCAUGCUAACAGACAUUCCAGAGCAUGUGCUGCGUCCCUCUGCCUCUGUCAAUAACAUGGGUCCGUUGCGGACGCGUGGUUCUGCCCAGAGUUUCAACAGCCGCCUUGACAGCGCUCGUUCGCAGACGCAGCUCAUUUCACCUUCUGCGCUCGACGGCACCCGCGACAUUAUCCAAGGCAACGGCAUCAAGAAGCCUUCACCUUCACCGUCAAUCAAGCGCAGCAAGGCUGAGAGGCUUCUCAAGGAACAUGGCUCACCUCCAGGCCUGCGUGUCACUGCUGGUGGUCGCAUUGUCCCGACUGACAUGGUGGCUCUUGGAAGCCCUCAAUAUCCCCUCAACAGUGCGAAGCCCACGAACAUGUCGAAUUCCUCGCUCCGUCAGAGUGCUCUUGAACAGAGCAAUGGGCAGCCGUUUGUUGGCACGCCGUUCGCUGAUCACUUCACCUACGACGCUCUUGGUCGCCCAAUCGGGCUUUCCGGCCAACCUGUCUUCAGUGUCCCACCUACGGCACUGUACUCUCAGAUGUUUCCGUACCCUCCUGGCACGAUCCAUCAUGUCGUACUCCCCAACGGUCAAGUUGUCUAUCCGCACCCGCCGCAAGGUCAGCCGAAGCAGUACGUACCCAUCCCUCCUGUGUCGCCAGUCUCGCCCACGCCUACCGAAGCCAACUCUGCUUCUCUGAACAACCACCUUCGGAUCACCAACUUCAAGAAGCAGCUUGAGAGGCUUCACCUUGAACAGCGUGACCUGGAGAGAGACCUUGUCAUCCGCGAGAGCCAGAUCACUCCGGAGGAGCGUACUCGCCUGAUCGGUCGCAAGAUGGAAAUGAUAAACCAGGCCGAUGAGAUUCGGAAGGAGGUCAAGCAACUGCAAGCCCUUGUGAAGGCUGACUCGAGCGAGUCUAUCCAGAGCGAGACCCAGAAGCAGCAGCCUUCUGUCACACAGACGAUGCCUAUCUACACGCAACCCCUUGGUUUCGCACCUGGUCAGGUUGGACCUCAAUCCUUCCCUUACCAGUUCCCUCAACAGUCAGGAGAGUACCCAAGUUUCGCACCACAGGUCAACCAGAUCUCCGCCUUCUAUCCGGGGAUGCAGCCUCUUGGUGGAACGCUUGCUCCUGGUCCUGCUCCUGCUCACCAGGGUAACGGCACCGCCUCAGGUGGAAGCCAGGUUUCGCAGGCCCCUUCUGCUGAUCAAAGCAACGAGUCACCAGUCUUGAAGAAGACUCCUGCUAUCAGCAGCCGUCGAUCGCACGCUCUAGAGAUCAAAGAUCCACGGAAGGUCGCAGUGGCUGAGAAGGAGAAACCCAGCAACUUCAAGCGUUCCACUCUUGACCCAACUAGUCCUACGUAUGAACCCAAGAAGUCGACUACCCCCGAAGUUGACUCUCAGUUUGUUUUCGUGCCGCCUUCACCAUCCCCCAUUGCCUCUCCGAAGCGCAGUGCCGGCUUCAAAGCACACUUCCCUUGGCUUUGUGACACGAAGUCUUCACAGGAUGCUACUGAUGUGGGUCAACCCGACAGGACUCCUCAGCACAAGACCAGUGCUUCGAGCAUCAACACUGAGGAUUUCUUCCCGACGAAUCCCCAUGAGCAUUCAACUACCAGCUUCGUUAACAGAGCUCUGAAGUCUGGUGUUCGUGUCCAAGCUCCGUAUAUGAAGGCAAGUACCCACGACACACCUGAGAAGAAGCCGUCUUGGGAUCUCAUUCCGUGGAACCCACAGGUCGUUAGCCCGUCCAACACCGAGGAAGGAGAUGAUCUACUGAGAGCGCCUCAGGUAUCCCCAAUCAGUGGCACUGCUACGUGUAGCGAAUCCAAAGAAAGCCAAAAAAUUGACUACUCCGAUAAGUCCAGCUCCUUCCUCGAAGGUCUUUGCGCCGGCCUUACAGGAGGAUCCAUCAAUGCGGACAUGGACCCCGACUUCAUGCUCGGUUACAGCACCGGCUUACUCAGGAAGCGUGGCGGCUCUUCGAACAACAUCACCAAGACCGUGUCUCGCUCCCGCCAGCCCAGUCUCCAGAGCCAGAGGCCUUCUGAGAUGGCGACGAUCGAUGCACCGCUGCAGGUACAUGCCCAGACCCAGACCACGAAACGCCAGAGCAGCUUGCAGCAUGUCCUGAACCAUCUGAAGUCAGUGACUGUUGACUCCACGCCAACGUUUCCUACUGAGUAUGGUCUGCGUCCUAUCGCACCUCAAUUCAAUUCGUUCGAUUCUAACCUCAGUAUUACCUCUGGUAUGGGAAUCCCACCUAUUGAUGCUGCGCUGCGGUCUAUCACGACCGACAAGGCUCUUCGACCGGUUCACAACGGUGGCUUCGACGCUUUCCAGGCUCAGUACCCAGCACCUAUCAGCAAGCCCAUGAUGCACUUUUCUGGAAACCAGCAAGAGGAGCGCAAGAGUGUGUACCGUGCUGACAAGUCUCCUCCCAAGUUGAGCAAAGCCUCGCCCACCAAGCAAGUCAGCACUCAGACUCAGCAGAAGGCUGCUGAGCCUCAACGUCCUAUGCGCAGCUUCACUCUGUCCUGUAUGGGCGAGCAGGGCCGCGGCCCCAGUCACUCCUUCGACGGUGCUAUGGACGACCUCUCAGAGAUGAUUGAGCCUAUCAGUGCGAGCAGCAAGCCUGAGUCUUCUACUAACCGCUCUUCUCCCUCAAAGUUUACCGAGGCCCAUGAUGCGUCGGCUGUGUCCACUGGUUCUCCCAAGAAAGUUUCACGCACUUCUCCGACCAAGGCCAAGUUUGAGGAAAUGGCGAACAAAGUCAUGAAGUCGAAGAAGACCGACAGGGAGGAUCCCGCUGCCCCAGCGUCCAUGUCUCGUGACGAUAAAAAGAAGUGGCGCGAAGAGUGGAAGCGCCGCUUCAUUGACAUGAAGCAAAGGGACCAGAGCAUGGUCGACAAGUACCGCCAUGAUAACCCUCUUCCCUAGUGAAGCAUUCUGAGCGACUUGACUAUGUGCUCAAGCACGGGGUACUUUACUAUCAGCGCUACAAUGCAACGGCUCUCUCGGCUUUGGACGACUGUUCAUCGCUUGGAGCAUACUACGGCGGUCAUUUUAUUGAUUGCAAACCGUAUCCAUCGGCCUGCAGUCUGGACCGGUGCUCCCUCUUCGAUCUUCAUCGUCGACAGGAUCCAACUCUUUGGCACCUACAAAUACCGGUUCCUUUCAUGCACGCCUUCUUGCGUAUACUUUCUGUCUGUUUUUGAUUACUGCUUUUGUUACCUGAGGUUCCCUCUGUUGCGCAACACAUAUUCCUCUUGAUGGACUUCGGUCCACACAGGAGGACCCUAUUUCGUCCCUGCUACCCUUUCGUUUCGAUGAUUUGUUACCGACUGAUUUUAAUUCUCCUGAACGCUCACAAGAUGAAAACAUUAGAAAAACAUGGCGGAAGAGACAA
Aplosporella prunicola CBS 121167 is the source of this 3679-nucleotide messenger RNA. RefSeq lists its product as uncharacterized. The record is from RefSeq and is a predicted model, not a curated record. Lineage: Eukaryota; Fungi; Ascomycota; Dothideomycetes; Botryosphaeriales; Aplosporellaceae. The transcript has 2 exons. Bases 1 to 3210 code for a protein of 1069 amino acids.